GGGACAGAACCCAAGAUGGCGGCGGCGGCACGGCUGGUCCUGGUGGGGCUGGUGCUGGGGGCGGCGCGCGCCGGGCGGGUCCCGCUGCUGGGCUGGUCCGGCCACAGCGCGCUCUGGCCCCCCCUGGCCGACAGCUUCGAGGGACACGUGGUCGGCGCGGCCCAGCUGAGGUCGCUCCUCGGCCCCGCCCUGGAUCGGGGCCCCCGCAACGUCCUGCUCUUCCUGCAGGAGCAGCUCAGCCUGGAGGAUUUCACAGCGUAUGGGGGGGUCUUUGGCAACAAGCCUGACAGCGCCUUCCCCAGCCUGGAGCGCGCCCUGGCGGGGGCCCCCUCAACCCUGGUGCUCCCGGCGGUGCAGGGGGCGGCGGCUGUCGGGGUCCUGGGGCUGCUGGAGGAGACGCUGGGGCUGAGCCCCCUGAACGUGGAGCCGGGCGCCUUGCGGGAGCUGGGCCUCAACGCCAGCCAGCCGGCCCUGCUGCUGGUGCGCCUGCCCCCCGCCGCCGGUUCCAGCCUCAUGGCCCCCAAGGAGGUGCUGAUGAGCAAUGAUGAGAUCAUCGGGCAGGUGCUCAGCGCCCUGAAGGAGGAGGAUGUGCCGUACACGGCGCUGCUGACGGCUGGAGCCCCCUCACGGGUUCUCCGGGACGUCUCUGGGGUGGCCCCCGGGCGAGUGGGCCGCCAGCUGCUGCAGAAGCCGACCCCAGCACCAGCGCAGCACCCCCCGGUGCGGUACCCCCUGACGGGCGAGCCCCAGAUCCUCUUCUGGGCCCAGAACUUUUCUGUGGUCCAGGGCAGCAAGUGGGUCGACCUGACGCCCCAGACAUUUGGGGCCGAGGCCUCCGUUGAUGUGAGCGGCUCGUUCUGGAGCUCCAACGAGUCUCGGCUGGUGCUGAAGUAUGCCAACGUUCUGGGGUCCCCUCUGACAGCCACCUUCCACAUGACCAGCUGGCGGUUUCCUGUCUCCGGCCGGGACUGGUUCCAGCUGAGCCGCCUGGAGCUGGUGACCCCCUCGGCCAGCCCCACUGUGUUCAACGCCUCGCAGGUGACGGCCCCCAGCAACUACUCCUGGCGCUGCGCCUACCUCAGCAGCCUGCCGGGCUUCGGGGCUGGCCUCCUGCCCCACGGCCCCGGCCCCAGCCCCAGCUGGGGGGUGCUGCUGCAGGAUGUGCAGCUGCAGGGGUUCAAUGUGCUGGGCCUGCAGUUCUCCUACGCCAGCGACUGCGCCGGGUUCUUCGCACCGGGCACCUGGAUGGGGCUGCUCACGGCCCUGCUGCUCGGCGCCAUCUUCGCCUGCGGCCUCCACGUGCUGCUGGCCCUCAAGACCAUGGACCGGUUCGACGACCCCAAGGGGGCCACCAUCGCUGUGCCCCAGGGCGAGUAGGGCGGGGCUGGGCCCUGCCCCCCCUGCAGCUGGGAAACCCUGGGUCUGCACUGGGGCCUCAGCUGUGCCCCCUC
Messenger RNA from Gopherus flavomarginatus (Mexican gopher tortoise), 1451 nucleotides. RefSeq names its product V-type proton ATPase subunit S1-like. Gene Ontology annotation, cellular component: proton-transporting V-type ATPase complex. NCBI's taxonomy places the organism in Eukaryota, Metazoa, Chordata, Testudines, Testudinidae. The record is from RefSeq and is a predicted model, not a curated record. The transcript is spliced from 10 exons. The coding region runs from base 16 to 1377 and encodes 453 amino acids.